CCUGUGGCCACUGAAUACACGAGGAGACGCUCGUAACUAUUUUCUCAACAUUUAAGAUAUUUUAAAUAGCAUUCUUUUUUACACAUUUUCGUUCAGACUGCCCUUCUGUCCGCUAUUUUCCUCCCGUGCCAUUUUAUUAACAGUGUGACUUUAGGCUACUAUGACCAAAAUCUUGUUGGCUUGCGGCGUGGUUAAAUCUCUGAGACAGGGAUGGAUGAUUUGCAGGAAAGUGAGGAACACGUCAGGCUGGCCGCGACUUCAAUCUGCGAAACUUCUUAGUGUCAAGGCACAGACAGCUCACCUGGUCUUGGAGGAUGGUACCAGGAUGAAAGGGUUUUCUUUUGGGCACAAUGGCUCUGUAGCUGGGGAACUUGUCUUCAAUACUGGCCUGGUGGGGUAUCCUGAGGCCCUUACUGACCCCAGCUACAAAGGUCAAAUCCUGACCUUGACAUACCCCAUUGUUGGAAACUAUGGCGUACCUAACACCCAGGAGCUGGAUGAACUUGGCCUGAGAAAACAUGUGGAGUCGGCAAACAUUCAGGUGUCUGGUCUUCUUGUUCAAGACUACAGCCAUGAAUACAGCCACUGGAAUUCUGUCAAGUCUUUGGGUCAGUGGCUACAAGAAGAGCAGGUCCCUGCACUGUUUGGAAUAGACACCAGGAUGCUGACCAAGAUAAUCAGAGACAAGGGCACUGUUUUAGCAAAGAUUGAAUUUGAUGGACAGCCUAUAGAGAUAUCUGAUCCCAACCAGAAAAACCUUAUAGCAGAAGUUUCAACCAAGGAAAUCAAAGUUUUUGGAAAAGGAAACCCAAUAAAAGUUGUGGCUGUGGACUGUGGCAUUAAGCAUAAUAUAAUCCGACUGCUGGUUAAGCGAGGCACAGAGGUCCACCUCGUACCAUGGGACCAGGAUUUGAUGAGCUUAGACUAUGAUGGCUUGUUUAUAUCAAAUGGACCAGGAGACCCAUCUCUGGCAGAAACACUCAUCCACAAUGUCUGCAAGGUGCUUGAGAGUGAUCGGCCUCAGCCGGUGUUUGGGAUCUGCAUGGGCAAUCAGAUCACGGCUCUGGCAGCAGGAGCAAAGUCAUAUAAACUGCCAAUGGGUAACAGAGGCCAGAACCAGCCAGUGCUGAAUGUGAUGACAGGGCAGGCAUUCAUUACAGCCCAGAACCAUGGUUACGGCAUAGACAGCAAGUCUCUUCCAGCAGGCUGGAGCCCACUUUUUGUCAAUGCUAAUGAUGGCACCAAUGAGGGCAUCAUGCACAACACUAAGCCUGUUUUCACGGCCCAGUUCCAUCCGGAGGCUAAGGGUGGUCCCACUGACACUGAGUUUCUAUUUGAUGCCUUCAUAUCCUUGAUAAAGAAUGGAAAGGACACUAACAUUGUGUCAGUGAUGCCCAAGAACCCCUGCAUCCCCCCCAGAGCACAGGUUUCAAAGGUGCUGGUGCUGGGGUCAGGUGGUCUGUCUAUAGGCCAGGCUGGUGAAUUUGACUAUUCUGGAUCUCAAGCUAUUAAGGCCAUGAAGGAGGAGAACUUGAAGACAGUGCUUAUGAACCCUAACAUAGCAUCUGUUCAAACCAAUGAAGUGGGCUCCAAGCAGGCAGACUCUGUCUACUUCCUGCCAGUGACUCCACAGUUUGUAACAGAAGUGAUUAAAACCGAGCGUCCUGACGGCAUUCUGCUUUCUAUGGGUGGACAGACUGCACUUAACUGUGGAGUGGAAUUAUUUCAACGUGGCGUUUUGGAGCAGUAUGGGGUGAAAGUCCUUGGGACCCCAGUGGAAUCCAUCAUGGCCACAGAAGACAGGCAGCUUUUUGCUGAUAAACUCAUGGAGAUCAAUGAGAAAAUUGCACCCAGCAUUGCUGUGGAGUCAGUGCCUCAUGCCUUGAAAGCAGCGGAGAAAAUAGGGUAUCCAGUGAUGUUACGAUCAGCCUAUGCCCUGGGAGGUCUGGGGUCUGGUCUGUGUGCUACCAAAGAAAAAUUGGAGGAAACUGCCCAGAAGGCCCUGGCCAUGAGCAGUCAGAUUCUGGUGGAGAAGUCUUUACUCGGCUGGAAGGAGGUAGAAUAUGAGGUUGUGAGAGAUGUGGCUGAUAACUGUGUUACGGUUUGCAACAUGGAGAAUUUCGAUCCACUGGGCAUUCACACAGGCGACUCCAUCGUGGUAGCACCAAGUCAAACAUUGUCCAAUGAGGAGUACCACAUGCUCCGUGAGACGGCUAUUAAGGUGGUGCGUCACCUUGGAAUUGUGGGCGAGUGCAACAUCCAGUAUGCUCUCCAUCCAUCAUCGCUGGAAUACUGCAUCAUUGAGGUUAAUGCUCGGCUCUCAAGAAGCUCAGCUUUAGCAUCCAAAGCUACUGGUUACCCCUUGGCAUUUGUAGCUGCUAAGUUAGCUCUGGGAAUCCCUUUGCCAGACAUCAGAAACGCCGUAUCAGAGAAGACCACAGCCUGCUUUGAGCCAAGUUUAGACUACAUUGUCACCAAGAUUCCCCGCUGGGACCUGGACCGCUUUCAGGGCAUGUCAUUGGAAAUAGGCAGUGCCAUGAAAAGUGUUGGAGAGGUGAUGGCGGUGGGUCGAACGUUUGAGGAGAGUGUGCAGAAGGCCUUGAGGAUGUGUCAUCCAUCUGUGGAUGGCUUUGUUCCCAGAUUGCCACUCAAGAAAGCCUGGGGCAACACACAGAACCUUCAGCAGGAGCUGGCUGUGCCCUCCAGCACCCGCAUCUUCUCCCUUGCCAAGGCGCUGCAUAAUGGUAUGAGUGUUGAUCAGAUUCAUCAGCUCACGGCCAUAGAUAAGUGGUUCCUCCACAAACUUCGCAGAAUAACACAGUUGGAGCAAAACCUUGGAAACUAUAGCAGAGAUACAGUACCCAAGGAGCUGUUAUUGAAAGCCAAGCAGGAUGGCUUCUCAGACCAGCAGGUCGGUCAGAUUCUUGGCUGCAAUGAAACAGAUGCUAGAGACCUGAGGGUCAGUAAUGGCAUCAAACCUUGGGUAAAACAGAUUGACACAUUAGCAGCUGAGUACCCAGCAAUGACCAACUACUUGUACUGCACAUACCAUGGUCAGGAGCAUGACUUGGAAUUUAAAGAUCAGAGCAUUAUGGUUCUUGGUUGUGGACCUUAUCACAUUGGUAGCAGCGUUGAGUUUGACUGGUGUGCAGUGUCCUGUAUCAGGGCCUUGAGACAAAUAGGAAAGAAGACAGUUGUGGUCAACCACAACCCCGAGACUGUCAGCACUGACUUUGACGAGUGUGAUCGUCUUUACUUUGAAGAGUUGACCCUGGAGCGCAUCCUUGACAUCACCCAACAGGAGGAGUGUUCUGGUAGUAUUGUGUCUGUUGGAGGUCAGAUCCCCAACAACUUGGCCAUCCCUUUGCACAAGAGUGGAGUAAAGAUUCUGGGGACGAGCCCCUUGCAAAUUGAUCGGGCUGAGGAACGUUCUGUCUUCUCCAGCAUCCUUGACAAUCUUGAAGUGGCCCAAGCUGCAUGGAGGGCACUCAGCUCACUGGAAGAUGCCUUUGCAUUUGCCAACCGGGUGGGCUACCCUUGUUUACUUCGACCCUCGUAUGUUCUUAGUGGCUCUGCAAUGAAUGUUGUCUACGGGGAAGAAGAAAUGAAACGCUUCUUGGAAGAGGCUACACAGGUUUCCCAGGAGCAUCCAGUUGUCAUCACAAAGUUCAUACGUGGUGCCAGGGAGGUAGAAGUGGAUGCUGUAGCUAACAAUGGCAAGGUCCUUGUCCAUGCUAUAACAGAGCAUGUAGAAGAUGCUGGUGUCCACUCUGGCGAUGCCACCUUAAUGCUCCCAACCCAAACCAUCAGCCAGGGAGCUCUAGAGAAAGUCAAAAUUGCCACCCGGAAAAUUGCACAAGCGUUUGAGAUUUCAGGGCCCUUUAACACCCAAUUUCUGGUUAAAGGCAAUGAUGUCAUGGUGAUAGAGUGCAAUCUGCGGGCAUCACGAUCAUUUCCUUUUGUUUCAAAAACAAUCGGUGUGGACUUUAUCAACGUGGCAACAAAAGUGAUGGUGGGAGAGCCUUUAAACGAGUCCCGCCUGCCUUCACUGGAGAAACCAAUCAUUCCUAUAGACUAUGUAGGAAUCAAGGCACCAAUGUUCUCUUGGCCGCGACUGAGGGAUGCAGACCCUGUUCUUCGUUGUGAGAUGGCUUCCACUGGAGAAGUAGCUUGUUUUGGACCAAACAUUUAUUCGGCCUUUCUGAAGGCCAUCCUCUCCACAGGCUUUAAGCUGCCACAGAAGGGCAUCCUGAUUGGAAUUCAGCAAUCUUUCCGACCGAAUUUCCUUGCCACGGCACAUCAGCUGAAAGAAGAAGGCUUCAAGCUCUAUGCUACUGAAGCCACCUCAGCCUGGUUGUGUGCCAAUGAUGUACCUGCCAUUCCAGUAGCUUGGCCAUCUGAAAAAGAAGGAAACACAACAUUGCCCAGUAUAAAAAGAUUGAUCAGUCAGGGUCAUAUUGACCUGGUUGUGAACUUGCCCAAUAACAACACGCGACAUCUGAAGGAUAACUUCCUGAUCCGCAGAAUGGCUGUUGAUCAUGGUGUUCCCCUCAUUACAAAUUAUCAGGUGGUCAAGUUGUUUGCUGAAGCUAUUCGUUAUGCAGGCGAUCUUGAUACAACAAGCCUCUUCCAUUACCGACAGAAGGAAAGCCAACCAAAAGGAGCCAGUCAGCAAGGAUAGAGCCUCCUUCCUUUGUGUGCAUCAUUGAUUUAGCUAUAAAAAAGGCUUCGGUGAGAUCGUUCCCAAUAUAACGAGGCUACAGAAACCCAAAAUGCAUACAUUUGAAUAAAAUAAAACCAGGAUCAGAUAAGUUCUUUAAAACAUAAAACUAUACAGUACUAAAUCUGGUCAGUUGGAUUCUAUAAAUACUUCACAGGAUGCAUGAAUGAAAAUAUUUAGAAACAUCCUCAAAUAGAACAGGCUUUCACCAAGAAAGCCCAUUAUAACAUUUACAUUGUGCAUUUGUUACUCUGACAUAAAUUGAUAGUGGGGCAAAUGUUUUCCUGAUAUUUCUCAGAAGCCAUCAAUUUUUCAAAAAAGUCAAAUGUCAUGGUUGAUUAGAGUUAUGAUUCAUUGUUCAGAGGUAAAACAUGGCAACCAAAAUAUUGGUAGAUUUUCAAUGGCUGUUAAUUAACUUGGUAUAAAUUCUUAUUCAUUAGAGAAAAUUGACAAAUCUGUAGUCCUGGAGAAUAUUACUUAAAAAAUACUAAUAAUAACCACUCAAGUCUUAAUGAUUCACGUUUUUCUGAACUACUCAAUUAAGCAUGUUUCUUUUUAAGACUUAAUUUAGCUUCCAAUUGACAUCUUGUUUAUGAUUUUUUUUGUGUGAGAUGAUACAAUUACUGUAGAUAAGCUAGCUGUGUGUGCAUGUUUUUUAUUAUGAUUAUUUUAUCCUAAUACAAUUAAGUAUAGGAAGAUAAUUUACAUUUUAAGGACUUCAAGUGGGACAUUCUAGCCCAUUGAUUUGAAUUUGAGGACAAAUACUCUGAUUAAAUAUUUAGAUGUGGUUUGUGUAUAGAAUUUAUUUUAUUUUUGUUUUAUUUAUGAAAUUACCUUUUAUGUAAAGAAAACUCAAUACAUUUAAAUUGCCACAAAUAAGCAAUGAUACCUGAGUUAUUAAUUAAUUUGUUUGUUUUCUUCACUGUUUGUGUGUUUGACCACAAAAUUAUUUCUCAUGUUCUCAAAUUUCCAUCUUUAAAACUGAGACUGUUUUGGAGAAAAUGAAUAUGGAUUAAAACUUGAUUACUUUC
Molecule: messenger RNA, 5751 nt
Organism: Xiphophorus maculatus (southern platyfish)
Lineage: Eukaryota; Metazoa; Chordata; Actinopteri; Cyprinodontiformes; Poeciliidae
Gene: cps1
Product: carbamoyl-phosphate synthase 1
Exons: 38
Coding region: 161-4681 (1506 amino acids)
Biological process (GO): L-glutamine metabolic process; 'de novo' pyrimidine nucleobase biosynthetic process; L-arginine biosynthetic process
Cellular component (GO): carbamoyl-phosphate synthase complex; cytoplasm
Molecular function (GO): metal ion binding; ATP binding; carbamoyl-phosphate synthase (glutamine-hydrolyzing) activity
Source: RefSeq, a predicted model, not a curated record